CAGAGAGAGGCCAGCGGAGGGGAACGAGAGGAACAGAGAGAGGGAUGGAGAGAUGGAGAGAAACAGAGAGAGGGAUGGAGAGAUGGAGAGGAACAGAGAGAGGCCAGCGGAGGGGAACGAGAGGAGCAGAGUCAACACUAGUCCUAACAACAACCACCACCACCCAUCAUCAUCCUCUAAGCGUUACUCCAAGUCAGACAUCAGAAGACCCAGGAACCGCACCUACAGCACCAGCUCUGCCAGCAGUGGCACCAGUCUGGACGGACCUGGACUGGGACAGGGAGCGGGGUUGGGGGAGGACAGGGCCCGACGAGACCGGUUGGGGCGCAGGGAGCGAGAGAGAGGGGAGGGAGGAGGAGGUCAGCUCCAGAACAGGAGGAGAAGCACCAGAGACUCCUCUACUGACUCACUGGAAGAGAGCAAGGUGGGAGACUGGAUGGAUGAGAGGAGGAGGAGGAGGAGAGACGGAGGAGAGGAGGACUGGAGCCCUGAGAGGAGGAAGAGGCGGGAGGAGAGCAGAGGGACAGGAGGGAGGCACAGAGGAGGAGGAGGGAGAGGAGGUCUCCUGAGAAUAUCUCACAGUGACAGACAGUCAGGCUCCUCCCAGGCUACCUCAGGCCCCGGCGAGGACCCCCAGGGGCGACGCAGACAGGGCACUGGGCCUCGCAGCAGGGGGAGGGGCAUCCUCAUCCUCCCCGCCCACACCAACCUCUCCAAUUCGCCGGGGGAGCCCGGGCCGAGGCUACUGUUUGGUGGGAUCCGUGGAGGAAGAGAGGCGGGGCUAGGGAGAGGAGGAGGGCGGGGCGGAGGAACAAGGCGUCUCUGGGACCCGAACAACCCCGACCAGAAACCCGCCCUCGGGCUCUCCCAGCAUGCAUCGCUCCAGCAGCAGCAGCCCAUGUACCUGCAGACAGGCGUUGGUUACGGAGCGCUGCAUUUCCUGGAUACAGAUGACGAGGCUGCAGGGAGUCCCCCGGUCCGCCAGGGGGAGCACUUCCACCUCCAGCAGCAGGCUGCAGCCAUGGCCCAGGCCUUCUACAAGUACCAGAACUCUGACAACCCUUACCCUUACAACGCCAACCCGAACCCCAACACACGCUACCCCUACCCUUACCACACUAUGCCCGCUGGCCCUUACCUGAUCCCCCCCUCUAACGACAUGUACCACCCGGGUCAGUUCUACGGGGGGUACAGGGGCCAGGGGUACCCGGAUGGACCCGAGGCUGCAGCAGGGGGUGGAUCCGGAGCAGGUGUAACCCCUGAGGAGGCUGGGCAACAUGCCAGAGGAGAGCUGGGGAGACUGCUGAGAGCUGCAGACAGUCAGGAGUUACAGCUCACUAACCUGUUGUCUCGAGACAGACUCAGUGCUGAUGGACUGGACCGCAUGGCUCAGCUCAGAGCUGACCUGUUGACCCUGUACGAGCGUGUGAUCCUAACAGACAUAGAGUUCAGUGACAGCCAGAACCUGGACCAGGCUCUAUGGAAGAACGUGUUCUACCAGGUUAUAGAGCGCUUCAGACAGCUCCUCAAAGAUCCCAGCGGAGACUCAGCUCCGCGCAUCACCACCAUGCUGCUGACACUGCUGGACGAGGGGGCAGUAUUCUUUGAUGCGCUGCUGCAGAAGCUUCAGAUGGUGUUUCAGUUUAAACUGGAGGAUUACAUGGACGGCAUGGCCAUCAGACCACGACCACUACGCAAAACGGUGAGGUAUGCUCUGAUCAGUGCCCAGCGGUGUUUGAUCUGUCAGGGGGACAUCGCCCGUUACCGGGAGCAGGCCAGCGACUCGGCUAACUAUGGCAAGGCCCGCAGUUGGUACCUGAAGGCCCAGCAGAUUGCUCCUAAGAACGGACGACCCUACAACCAGCUUGCCCUGCUGGCUGUCUACACGAAGAGGAAGUUGGAUGCAGUGUAUUAUUACAUGCGUAGCCUGGCGGCCUCCAAUCCCAUCCUCACUGCCAAGGAGAGCCUCAUGAGUCUGUUUGAAGAGGCCAAACGCAAGGCGGACCAGAUGGGACGGAGGCAGGAGUCAGAAGGGGGUUCCAGGGGUCCGGGGGUCCAGGGUGGAGGAAGAGGACGGGGGGAGCAGGGGGCCAGAGUAGAGAUCUGGCUUCGCCCAGUCGUCCAGGCAGGGGCUCUCUCAUCGCACCGCGGGGGCAGCGAGUCCAGUAGAGACUCUGAACAGGACGGAGAGCUCGGCAACCUCAGCGCUAGUGAUCUCAAUAAGAGGUUCAUACUCAGCUUCCUCCACGCUCAUGGAAAACUCUUCACUAAAGUGGGCAUGGAGUCGUUCCCAGCGGUGGUCAGUCGUGUUCUCCAGGAGUUCAGAGUGCUGAUCCAACACAGCCCCUCCCCUCUGGGCAGCACACGCAUGUUACAGAUCAUCACCAUCAACAUGUUCACUAUACACAACGCUCAGAGCAGAGGAGGAGAUGGUGAGGUGAGAUCUGUGUUACAGGAACAGACUACAGCUCUGGGUCUGGCCAUGUUCUCUCUGCUGGUCCAACGCUGCACAGAGCUACUGAGAGACACACCUGCAGAGCCCAUCCCUGAGGAGGAGAGAGAAGAGGGGGAUGAGUGGGAGGAGGGGAUGGUGAGAGUUUCUGCCUUCCCAUUGGACCUGAGGGAGCUGCUGCCCAGCGUUAAAGUCUGGUCUGAUUGGAUGCUUGGACACCCCGACCAAUGGAAUCCUCCGCCUUGUAGUAUAGAUGGCUGUAGCUCUGGUGUGUGGCGUAGCUUGGCCGACCUGUGUAAUGCGUUGGCUCGUGUCGACCACGGGGAAGCGCCGCUGUACAAGGCAGACGGGGACGGAGGCGAGGGGGAUGAGGAGCUCCGCCUGUUGCUAUUGGAGGAGGACAGGCUACUGGCCGGCUUCGUCCCGCUGCUCGCCGCCCCACAGGAACCCUGCUACAUAGACCUCACCAGGGAUACCGUAAUAGCAGCAGACUGUAAAAGGGUAACAGUGUUGAAGUAUUUCCUGGAGGCUCUGUGUGGACAGGAACAACCUCUCCUGGCCUUCAAGGGAGGGAAGUAUGUCUCCAUGGCAACCUCUCCCCAACCCAGCAGCCCCGGCGACGCCCACAGUCGACACGACUCACUGACCGAGAGAGAGAGCGAUGACGUCAUCGUGGAGGCGGAGUCGUCUGUUUCCGAGGGGGAUGAGGACGGGGGCAGCGAAGAUGACAUCAGAGAGCUCCGGGCCAGACGCAGCGCCCUCACUAACAGACUGGCUCAGCAGCAACGACGCAGGGACAAGAUACAGGCGGUGUUACAGACGGGUGGUCAGUUGAAGUUAGAGGUACGUCCUCUUUUCCUGGUUCCAGACACCAAUGGCUUCAUCGACCACCUGACCGGCCUCAAGACACUGCUGCAGUCUGGGACUUACAUACUGGUGGUGCCCCUCAUAGUGAUAACAGAGUUGGAUGGUCUGGCGAAGGGUCAGGAGAGCUGCGGAGGCUCCGGCGGUGGUCGUGGCGGCGGUGGUUCCCGUGGUAACCCUGGUGCGACUCAUGCACGGGCGGUCCAGGAGAAGGCCAAGGUUGCCGUGGCGUUUCUGGAGCGAGGGUUCGAGGCCAGAGAGCCCUGUCUCAGAGCGCUGACCAGCAGAGGAAGUCAACUGGAGUCUAUCGCCUUCCGCAGUGAAGACACCUCCGGACAACAGGGGAACAAUGAUGAUGUCAUCUUGUCCUGCUGUCUCCACUACUGCAAAGACAAGGCUAAGGACUUCAUGCCUGCACAGAGAGACGGUCCGGUGCGGUUGCGUCGGGAGGUGGUUCUUCUGACAGAUGACCGUAACCUGCGGGUCAAAGCCCUGACCAGGAAUGUGCCGGUCAGAGACAUCCCCGCCUUCCUCACCUGGGCCAAAGUGGGCUGAACCGGGUCACACCUUAGACUAUGCCCAGAGCACCCAAUCAACCAAUCAACUGCUGAGAACCGCUGGCCACCUCCCAUACCAUCGGAGUGGAGGAGGAGCCUGUAAGCUAAUGCAGAAGGGAAGACUGAUGGAGAAAGCUUUUUUUGUGGAAAAAUGAAAUAUGGAAACUAAAAAGCUUUUUUUUGUGUGUGGAAUGAGUUGAAUAGGCUGAGAGCUUUUUACCCUCUCGUUGUGAUGAGGUGUGUGUGUUUACCGCUGAGCUCAGGGAGCGGGAGGGAGGAGAGGAGCAGGGAGAGUUUUAAGAGAUGCAGGAAGGCUGGCCCAUGAAGAGAGGUAGAAGACAGAAGGUAUUUGUGUUCAUUUCUGGUUUCUUCGGUCCAGCCAUGCGUCGUGCGUAACUUCUGCAGUGGGUUCACAAGGCCAGCGGCAGUACUUACCUCAGUGGAAACGACAGAGAGGAAGAGAGACAUGGAAUGGAGAGGGACAGGGAGGUUAGGGCUGGAGGACCAAGGCCCAUACCUGACUGAGAAGUUUUAUAGUAUGUGUCUGUGUGACUGUUUGACUGACAGCUGUCUGGAACCCCAGUGCAGCACAGAGAGAGAGGCUUUGUAUUUUAUUUAUUUAACCUUUAUUUAACUAGGCAAGUCAGUUAAGAACAAAUUCUUAUUUACAAUGAGGGCCUACC
Molecule: messenger RNA, 4556 nt
Organism: Salvelinus namaycush (lake trout)
Lineage: Eukaryota; Metazoa; Chordata; Actinopteri; Salmoniformes; Salmonidae
Gene: smg6
Product: SMG6 nonsense mediated mRNA decay factor
Exons: 18
Coding region: 53-3871 (1272 amino acids)
Biological process (GO): nuclear-transcribed mRNA catabolic process, nonsense-mediated decay
Cellular component (GO): telomerase holoenzyme complex
Molecular function (GO): telomerase RNA binding; protein binding; telomeric repeat DNA binding
Source: RefSeq, a predicted model, not a curated record